Messenger RNA from Danaus plexippus (monarch butterfly), 2752 nucleotides. Its product is annotated as IQ and AAA domain-containing protein 1-like. The transcript is spliced from 19 exons. Gene Ontology annotation, molecular function: ATP hydrolysis activity; ATP binding. NCBI's taxonomy places the organism in Eukaryota, Metazoa, Arthropoda, Insecta, Lepidoptera, Nymphalidae. Bases 39 to 2693 code for a protein of 884 amino acids. The record is from RefSeq and is a predicted model, not a curated record.
AUGUUUCCUUCGUCGGCAUUCAUACCGUUACAAACAAAAUGUCCAGUGCGUACUACUUCAGGAAAUGGAAAAACGUCAUCAAGAAUUUGGAUACAAUAAUAAAUCUCGAUUUGGAAUAUCAGGAUACCAAAGCUCACGAUCAGCAGUGGUGUGAUGCCGUCGAGCGUCUGUCGGGAAUGCUCGGCACUUAUAUCGCUUCUUAUAAUGACGCUGUCGAAUGUUUGCACCAAAAUUUACAAAUCCAGAAAACUUUGUAUAUGUCUAAUAUCGUUGAUGCCAUCGUUGCUCGGAUUCUGGAACUUAAAGAACAAUUAAGAAAAUUAGAAGGUUCUUGUUACCAGUUCUUAGGUAACAGUUUAUUUGACCAUAAAUUAACGUCCUAUGAUGUAGAAUUUUCGCAAUUGUCAAAUCAAUACAAAAGAUCAGAAGACAUAGAAACGGCUGUGACUGAAGCGUUACAAAAAGCUAAGAAUAAGUCUGAAGAAACAAUAGUUAAUAUAGACAAAGAAAGACCGAGCGAAAAUUUAACAGAAAAGCUGAAAUGGUGGGACGCCGGUGAAACGUUGCCUGAGGAAGACCAUCAAGGUAUAAAUAUCACGAAAAUUUAUGAAGUGGCAGAGAAAAUAUCGGAGGAAAGUUUGGAGAGGAAGAAAAUGAUUGCUGUAAUACAAGCCCAUGAAAAGACCAGACAAGUAACAAAACUAUUUACACAACGGAAGCAAAGACGAGAACUAUGGGAGAAAGAAUUAAAAGGGAUUUUGAACCCUCCUGCAAAAAGAGUUCUGAGAGAAAGAAGUGCGAAGAUCAUACAAAUUGUGAUGAGAUCAUACUUCAAGAUUAAGAGAGAAAGACUGAAGCUUUACAAACGAGAAGAACUUUUACAAAUGAGAUUCUGUGAAAGGCCUAAGAAAGAGUAUAUUCAAAGAGAUAAAGAGAUAAAACUAAGAAACUUUGAAACUUAUCAAAGAUACAAGGAAGAAUGGGAAAGGGACUGUGAGGAAUAUAUGAAAGAUUUCAAGAAACGACGAGGCGAUGAAAUUGGUGAAGAAUUUAGGGAUUGUAUCAGAAACUGGUUUGAAAAGUGGUAUUACGAAGCAAAGUUUUUCUAUGAUAUUCCGAAGGAGAACCAAGGAGGUACUCUAUUAAUAAUUAAGGAAGAAAUCCCAACUCCUUCCGAGUGGUUACAGAAGUAUGAAGCUUAUUUAGAAGAAAAGAAAGCUAACAAGAAUAAAACAGCUCUCCAGCUUAAAUAUGAAAAGCUAGCAGCCAAAGAAGAGGAAAUGAUGUUAAAAAGGGAAGAAUUAAAGAAAAAGAAAUUAGAGGCCGAGUUACUUAAGAAAAUUAUGAAAAAUCCUACCCUACAUCCAGGUUACAACUAUCCUUUAUCGAAAAAGAUUAAACAUUUAUGCGAGAGUCUUGAGAAGUACAACAAAGAUUGGUCUGAUUUGGAUUCUGAAGAAAAUAUAGAUGUAAAAGAAAAAUAUGUUAAAAUUAUCAACGAAGAUUAUUUGUGUAUGGUCGCUAAAACAGAAAUAUGCACUGAAUCAGGAUCUUACAUGAGGGAUGAAAUAAAAACAUUGAAGAAGGCUUUGACCGAAGAAUAUAAGAACAACGAGGAGAUAAUGCCAAGUAAAAUCCCUGAAAAGAAACAUCGCACAAAGAAAACUCGUCAAAUAAAAAAACAAACAGCAGAUAUUAGUGACAAACUUCUUGAUUUAGCUGAAAAUAAUGUCCUUAAAGAAUAUCCAAAAACUAUUUUCGCCGACUUUUUAGGUGACUUCAAUUACGCUGGAGACGAUAUGAGAUGUUCCUUAAGAUCUCCGCUACCGUUUGGUGGAGAAACUAGAACAAUUUGGUGGGAAAGAUGCAGAGAAGUUAUGCACGGGUUUAGGAAGGUUCUAUUAGUGGGACCAAGAGAUAGUGGAAAAACAACUUUGGUUCACAUUAUGGCAACCGAAUGCGAUGCUGUUUUAUACGAGUUGGAUCCAUUGCAAAUCGCCGUAGAGAAUCAAACCUCAGAACAUUUAAAACAACUUGUUAAUGACACAGCAGCCUGCGCUAAAGUUACUCAACCGUCUGUCAUACACAUGAAAAACAUUAACUUGUUAUUCUCUUCAAAGGUUCCACCGGAAUAUUCUUACAUGAAAAUGGAUCUUAUAAAGCGAUAUUUUAUCCGACAAUUGUUCAAGAAAAUCCAUAAACACGAUAAUAUCACGAUAGUUGGAAGUUGUGUAAAUCCCUGGAUGACGAGAAGCAAACAAAUGUUGAAGAAGUUUAAAUCCGUAGUACUACUCCCAGACACGAACUAUUCAACCGUACAACUUAUCUUGAGAAACUGGGUCUUAAAUAAUCGCAUCAUUCCGUUGAAUCUGGAUACACACAGUUUAGCCUACGUUCUAAGAGGAUAUCCCUUUGGUAUGCUAAUUACAGCUUUAGAAGAAUUUCUGACAGCUGAACGAAUUAUGAAGAUCGCCUGCUUUGGACUGAAAUCGACCGAAGUCUACAAUUACAUCGUUGAAAACUACAGUAACGUUGAAUCUGAUUACGAUAAGUAUAAGAAUUGGUACAUAAACAAUACUUACUGGGGUAUUAUGGAGAGUAAACAUUUGGAGGAACGUUUACAAUUUAAAGCUCGGCUCGAUGAGUGGAACGAGAAGACGAAGAAAAAAAAGCAACGAAAUAAGGCGAAGUAGAAUUCUUUAUAUGUUUAAUAUUCUCGCAAGGAAUUGUCACAAUAAAGAAGUUGGAUUCA